AUGACUUCAAGGAUCCCCAUACUACCCACCAGCGGCUCUUCUGGACAGGGAAGACCCAAGCAGAGCAUCCCAAAGCCGUCGUCCAUCCCCCAAAGUAGACGGGAUUCAUCUGCAUCAGAGUCAGAGGAGUAUAGCAGGCUGAGGAUGGUGAGGUCGAACUCGUCUUCUAGGAAACCUUCCAAGGAAACUAGUACAUCUACCGGGGCCUUGAGACAGCCAUCCUAUUCCUUCAUGCCGACCUCUCGUUACUAUGCAGCACCUCCAAACAACACGCCUUCACCCAAUGUACCACAACACGCUAUUUCGUUAUCACAAUCGUCAUCAUCAAUUCCUUCUUGGAAAUUUGGACGCCCGUCUCUGCCUGAAUCACGGCCACGGAAUGUUCUCCGGAGAAAGGCUCCUUCAAUAGAGCAGUAUGCAGAACGGAACAGAGCCAGGUUACAGGCCUCAAUGUCCGAGAAGCCUGAGCUGGAAAUGCCGCAAAUUGAGGCACGAGAGAAGAUUGAAUCAGAUACUAGCUGCACUGCAACAGCUAGACCCCCAGUUGACCAUGUUCCAGCUCGACCACAGUACUCUACCCCAACUCCAUCCUCCCAAACACCUGCAAGCGAGGCUAGACCUCCAACAUCAGGAUCACAAUCCCGCGUCCCAAAGGAAUUCGUCGGCCUAUCAACAUCGAUAAAUACCUUAAACCUCCCUCCCCCAACACCAAUCUUCACAGGGGGGAGUAGCCCUUCAACUAGAUACACUGACUCUCCUGGUAUGUGGAGUAGAGGAUCAACGCCGACAUCGCUUUCAUCAUACUCUCCCGGCAUCGUACAUCCCAUCCACAGCUCACGGCUAAAACAACCCAGCCCAACUAUUUUCAGAACCCAAAGGUCUCGCCCAAGCCUGGCGGCCAUGCCUUCAUAUGACGAAACUAAGAGCACAAUUGCUCCCUCGACCCGACUUCCUCGACGAUCCCAAACCGAGCCUAUUCCGCGACCGCCAACUGCAGGUCCGGGUGUGAGAGAAACUGCCCAUGAUGCCCCAGAAGUUCAACCUGCGCCUAUGCGUCCCUUGUACCCUUCAAGUCAAGCCGAUUGGCAGCCUGUAGGUGAUUUGGGUGAAAUAGGGUCCAGUGGGGAUAACAGAAAAGCGGAUGUGGCCACUCCAAGGUUGGAAGAGCCAUCUCUUCUUCCUAGCUCAGGGUCAACAUCUAGGCUUUCUCCAAGCAGACCGAGUCGCAAGGGGGCAGAACCACUGAAGCUAGAGUCGUCGCCUAUUAUUUGGAGCAACCUUGCCUCUUCAAGGCUUCCUACCCACAAACAGAGAGGAUCAUCAGGCUCUAAUGCUCGUGCUAAAUCACCAGCUAUCGCCUCCUCAUUUGUAAAUGCCUCGACGGAAUCGCUACAAUCUAGGGGUUCAUCCAAACUGCCAGCAUAUUCACCGUCACCAAGUCAAGUCGAUACCGGCUCCCAAUCACAGCUACGAUCCGUAACUCCCAAGGCGAAUCUUAUUAGGAAAACGUCAGUUUCAGGGAAAGAAUCCAAGGUUUCCAACGAUAAUAAAGAGCUGAAGGAGCCAAAUCAGCAGCAACAGCCGCUUACUACCACUGUCCCAAGGAGACUUGGCUUUUUCCCAAGAAAAUCGAAGACUGUUCCUCAGGUCACUCAAUCUGGGCUUAGUGAAAACCGGUCACGCAGAUGCCCUUCUGCAGGGACGGGGCAUGAGGGUUACGGCAAAUAUUCCCAACGAGGCAGACGAACUAGCGUCGGAAGCAGUAUUUCGAGAGCGAGAUCAACGAGCACUAGUAGGUCAGUUGGCAACAACAGUACUACUAGCAGUCACAUGGGACAUGAAAUCGAUGAUUUUUUCCUGGACCGCUUGGAGCCCGUCUUCAUCAGUGGUGGCGGGCUUAAUGGAUUGGUUUUAACUCGUACCCAGAGCGGGCAGAGCGAGAGUAAUGUGAGUGUUAUUUCCGCCGCUGGCUCCAAGGUUCCUCCAUCUACGCUGGUUCAGAGCCCAGAACCGAUGAAUUCUCCGCCUCAGCCUUCCCUUUUGGACCCUGGAAACUCUCAGUCACCAGAAAUAAAACGGCGUCGCUCGUUUCGCAACUCAAAGAUAUUUGGAGGCCACAAGACAUCUAGUCCCUAUUUAUCAGUUGCUCAACCUCGACCCUCCGCCUCUAGACGCCCAUCAGAUGCCAGUACGGAUAGUCGCUCAGAUAUAUCUUACCAUGAGACUCCCAAUUUAUCCUUGCUAUCAGGUUCUAAGACAAAAACCGAACCGAAGAAGAAAAAAUCGGAGAAAACAGGAAGAUGGAAUUUCUUCCAACGAAGCAACCCGAAUCUUCGGGAGAAGCAAUCAAAGGAGGACCCUGAACCAACCCCGGAAAUGCCUGCCGCUAUAUCUCAGAUCCCAUCUUCCCGAGCUGUUGCACAUUAUGCAAUUCUUGACAACGAACAGAUUGACUCCGAUCCAUUAGAGGACAUAAUGGCGCGAGUGGAAGAAUCACCACCAACGGAGGACGAAAUUGAAGCUGCUAAUGGCCUUGGACUGAGAUCAAAACACGGUCAAUCAAUAUUACUGCCAGAACCACCGGUUGGGUUAAUCAACAAUAACUCGGAGAGACGUCCGUCCUCUCCCAGGGUGUUCUUUAACACAGGCGUGCUCCCCGCCAUCUCAGCAUCAAAGAAUAGCCGGACAGGCCGGCCCAGCCGCUUAGCUUCUAUUGGCAGGAUACCCCCAGUCAUUCCAAGCGGAAGGAAUCAACAUAAGCCAUCUCUCCAAUCAUUCUCACGACCAUUCAGUAUGACAGAAAGUAUACCGAAUCGAUUUGCUCUGUGCCCACCAACGCAAGAAGAAUUCCUUUCUUUUUCCCCACGAAAGGGAUCCGAGAUUUCUGUAUCAUCUGAGAGUGUGGAUGGUGGUAGCAUGGCAGCUGUUACAGCCGUCCUCCCAUUUCCCGGAUCAAAACUUACAGACGAUGAAAUAUGGCAGGAAUAUGAUGACUUUCUGGACAAGGUCACCUCGCCACAAACCCCCGAUGAUGGUCACUUUCACACAUCCCGAUCAUUCAACAUGGCUACCAGAGCUUCCAAGGUCUUGCAGGAGGGCUUGAGCGGGGUAAAUGGCAUUUCGCCUCCAAUCUCCCCGUUGCAAUGCCCAGAUAUCAUUACUUCUACACUGCCUGACCACAAUUCGAUACAUCUCAGCCGUUCUAUGAUUCUCUCAGCCCUACAUUCAUCUAUUGCACCCUCUGAACCAAUGUCCCUUGGUGAACUCAUUUCAACUUACGCUGGGAGUAAACAACACUCUGCCGACUUCACCGACGUCAACAACCCCUAUGCCUCUUUGGGAGAGGAACUUCAAGGUGGUGCCAACUCAGCCAAGUGUACGCCGAGAGAGAGCACAAUGCAAUCAAUUGAAAAGGAGCCUAAGCAAAUAGAUCCAAUGGCACAGGCAAAUGUCCGUUCGGGCUCGCUUAUGACUAGCCGCUGGCUAUCUUUCGGUCGUGUCCUCUUUAGCCCAGCCAAAAACCAUAUGCAACCCCAGGAUCAAGCUCGCAUCUUGGUUAUUGAUGGGUUAGGCAAUGACGACUGGUCAUUUUACUGUGCUCUGACCUAUCCUUCUGCAGUGGUUUACAACCUCACUUCUACUCCGCCGCCUCAUUCUACAUUAAGCAACCCGGCUGCGUGGGACCCUCCACCGAAUCAUCGUAUGAUUCAUCGCUCUGGUAUCAAAACCCCAUUCCCUUUUCCGAAGGGAUUUUUUACCGUGGCGGUCAUGCGCUUCCCAUCUGCUUGUUCUGAGGCUGCAUAUGAUAUUGCCGUUUCUGAGUGCUAUCGUGUUCUUCGCCCUGGUGGAUACUUGGAACUCAGCGUCAUGGAUUUAGACAUGGUGAACAUGGGUAGCCGCACUCGGAAAGCGGUUAGGAUGCUAAAGGAACGGAUAUACACGACAGAUCCUAAUAUUUGCCUAAAGCCUGCCAGCGAUAACAUCCAGAAGCUACUUGGUAAGCGUGGGUUUGCCAACUUAAAUCGAUGUAUGGUCGUUGUUCCUGUUGCCGGCACCAUUGUGCAGUCAUCGGACACGUCGAGCUCAAACCAGUCCGCUGCUAACCUGCCACAGCAGCAUAAUGGCUCUAAUCUCCGGCAAUGGACAGAUAAUGCGGCUCAUAAGAAACACAAACGUGCUCCGUCUGACGAUGUGAACAUGUCCCUUGGUGAUCUUCUAUCGGACCCCUCGCCAUCUCCAUCAAACGAUGAGUCAAUCGCUAAGAUGGUUGCAAAAGUUGCUCGAUGGUGGCACACACGGUGCUACGAAUUAGCCAUUUUCAACGAUAGCCAGAAUCAGGACAUCUGGACCGACAAGAUGCUUCUACGAGAAUGUAGAAGACGGGGAACUGGGUUUAGGCUACUGAUUGCCUAUGUACAGAAGCCUAGCGAAGUCAUGAGGAGAACUGCGAGCGUAUAA
Molecule: messenger RNA, 4458 nt
Organism: Microsporum canis CBS 113480
Lineage: Eukaryota; Fungi; Ascomycota; Eurotiomycetes; Onygenales; Arthrodermataceae
Exons: 2
Coding region: 1-4458 (1485 amino acids)
Source: RefSeq, a predicted model, not a curated record